CUGCCAGUGUCCCGGAUGUGCAGGCGGGCUCUGUGUGCCGAUAUGUCUAGGCGGCGCUGAGCGAUCUUCACUACAAACUUAGUUUUUCAACAUUUAUUAGGGUCGUUCUGACUUACAGAUCUCGCCAUGCCGUACGCCAACCAGCCCACAGUGAAAAUCACCGAGCUGACGGACGAAAAUGUGAAAUUUGUCAUCGAGAACACGGAUUUAGCGGUGGCAAACUCCAUUCGACGUGUGUUCAUGUCAGAGGUUCCCACCAUUGCAAUCGACUGGGUUCAGAUCGAUGCCAACUCCUCGGUGCUCCACGAUGAGUUCAUCGCACACAGAGUGGGGCUCAUACCCCUCACCAGUGAUGACAUAGUUGACAAGAUGCAGUACUCAAGGGACUGCACGUGUGAUGACUUCUGCCCAGAAUGCUCUGUUGAACUGACGCUAGACGUCCGAUGCACCGAAGACCAGACGCGCCAUGUGACUUCACGGGAUCUGUUGUCCAACAACCCCAGAGUUAUUCCUGUGACCUCCAGAAGUCGAGAUAAUGAUCCCAAUGACUACGUGGAGCAGGAUGACAUCCUGCUGGUGAAGCUUCGAAAGGGCCAGGAGCUGCGCCUCAGAGCGUACGCCAAGAAGGGCUUCGGCAAGGAACACGCCAAGUGGAACCCAACAGCGGGGGUGGCCUUCGAGUAUGACCCAGAUAAUGCACUGAGACACACUGUGUACCCUCGCCCUGAGGAAUGGCCCAAGAGCGAGUACUCGGAGAUAGAGGAAGACGAAGUCCAAGCUCCGUACGACCCCAACGGCAAACCAGAACGGUUCUACUUCAACGUGGAGUCCUGUGGCUCGCUGCGGCCAGAGAACAUAGUGAUGUCGGCGCUCGCUGUGCUGAAGAAGAAGCUGAGUGACCUGCAGACACAGCUGAGCCAUGAGAUCCAGAGUGACGUCCUCACCAUCAACUAAAGCAUCCGAAAGCAGUGAAGCGGUAUUGGAGUGAUAAUGGGCGCGUAUAUGUGCUCAUCAUUGUUCGAGCAGCUAGUGUGGGGAACUGGGGAGAUUUUGUACAGGAGAAAAAUUGUUGUUUCUGUGUUUUUUUAUUUGUUUGAAGAUUGUGGGUGGUGGAGAAUAUUCUUGAUAAUAAACACAAAAUGUGAUGUAAA
This is a messenger RNA of Pygocentrus nattereri (red-bellied piranha), 1151 nucleotides long. RefSeq names its product RNA polymerase II subunit C (gene polr2c). NCBI's taxonomy places the organism in Eukaryota, Metazoa, Chordata, Actinopteri, Characiformes, Serrasalmidae. The record is from RefSeq and is a predicted model, not a curated record. The transcript has 9 exons. Bases 127 to 954 code for a protein of 275 amino acids. Gene Ontology annotation, molecular function: protein dimerization activity; DNA-directed RNA polymerase activity. Gene Ontology annotation, cellular component: RNA polymerase II, core complex. Gene Ontology annotation, biological process: DNA-templated transcription.